UUCUAACAUUGUGCCCAAAUCUGAACGUGCAGAUGGAGUGCUGUGGCUGGAGCGGCCGUGACGACUGGAGCGGUAACAUGGUGAUCUUCAACAGCUCCCAGAUGCUGUUUCCCUGCUCCUGCCAGAACAUCUCGCUCGCCACCGGAAACUUCUCCGACAGCGGCUUCUGUGAGGCUCAGACGCCCGACUGGCCCGUCUACGACGUGGGCUGCGCCGACAGCGUGGAGAGCUGGCUGCUCACCAACAUCGGGGUCGUGCUCGGGAUCUGCCUCGGAGUGGCUCUGAUCGAGGUACCUGCUCCCAAAAACACGAUGUCUCG
Plectropomus leopardus (leopard coralgrouper) is the source of this 319-nucleotide messenger RNA. The record is from RefSeq and is a predicted model, not a curated record. NCBI's taxonomy places the organism in Eukaryota, Metazoa, Chordata, Actinopteri, Perciformes, Serranidae.